ACUCAGCUUCCUGAUUUUUGCUAUACAGCAGAUCCAUUAGUGAACGAGGACAUGGCAUCCAAUAGGCGUCAUAUCGCAAUACUAACCAACCCGAGGUCUUUGUCAACUGCUCUGGAAUUCAGCUUUAAAAGUAGGGACGACACAGCAGUAAUCCAUGAGCUAUAUGGUGCUAGACAUUGGUUUGGAACUGAAGGACCUCCAGAAAUAUUGCCCCACUUACCCAAAACGAAAGGAUACACAUUUGCAGAAGUUAAACAAAGGCUUGCGAAUGACCAACAAGAAACACCAAUAACAGUGUGGAAAGAAACAUCAGUGACAUUUCCUUUGGAUAAAGAGUUUUAUCCUAAACAUUAUACACCUAUUUUUCUCAUUCGCGACCCUCGAUACAGUAUUAUGAGCUACAGAAAACUUUGUCUCGCUUUUACAGAUGGAAAGCGUGAGAAUGUACCAUAUGGUGGUGGUUUUAUUCAACUACGUAAGAUAUAUGAUUGGAUAACGAAAGAGGUUUGUCCUGACCCUGUUGUUAUCGAUGCCCAUGAACUUUCACGUCACCCCAAAGAGAUUCUGACAGCUGUGUGUGAGAAGAUUGGUAUUGAGUUUAAGGAUUCAAUGUUGCACUGGAAACAGAACAACAAUGACCACUGGGAUCCUGUCUGGAAAUGCCUUGCAAUGAAGGCAUACACAAAUGUCAUGCAAAGCCAAGGUUUCAUUCCUAAAGAAGAACAAGAAGAUAUUGAGUUCCCAGAAUCGAUACGAGACAGCAUAAUGGCGGCUAUUCCUAUAUACGAGUCACUCUAUGCCAAACUUGAUGAUGGAUCGCGAGUUGGAACAGGAAUUUCACACCAUAUCUCUGAUAUUGGAGCUGGAGCUAUUGCUAAGCAGACUACUGUGCCAAGUAGUACGUUAUCAAGCCAGAGCCGUGGUGAACGUUCCAAGAAACCUACAGAGAAGUGCCUGCAGUAUGCAUUGGAGACUAGACAGAGGGAACGAAAUAGACUGACUAGUCAGUUGAGAAAUGGUAUGAAACGAAUCUUGAGAUCGUUAGAUGAAUGA
This is a messenger RNA of Saccoglossus kowalevskii, 1053 nucleotides long. RefSeq names its product branched-chain-amino-acid aminotransferase-like protein 1-like. NCBI's taxonomy places the organism in Eukaryota, Metazoa, Hemichordata, Enteropneusta, Harrimaniidae. The record is from RefSeq and is a predicted model, not a curated record.